Molecule: messenger RNA, 1865 nt
Organism: Cuscuta europaea
Lineage: Eukaryota; Viridiplantae; Streptophyta; Magnoliopsida; Solanales; Convolvulaceae
Source: the annotation of a GenBank genome assembly
GUACAACCUAAUAUUUAAAUUUAAAAUAAAAUGCGUCUGAGCUUAUAGACUACCCCUUUGUUGUUUCUCUCUGGCAAAACCCCUCUCGCUCUUGCAUCUCUUCUAAGAAGCUCUCACUCAUUCUGUAUACCGAUCAUUAUUGGUUCGAUGAUGCUUUCUCUGUCUAGAAAUACUCCGAUCAUUCUUUUUCGAGCUGAUAUCGGAGACGCGGUGAUUUGAGCUAUUUCUUCAGUUCGAUUUCUGGCUUCCGGAGGUCUGAGGGCUUUAGGUUGGUCGAGGAAAUGUAUAAGAACCAGCUGCAAGAGCUGGCGCAGAGGAGCUGCUUCAACUUGCCGUCGUAUUCCUGUAUCAGAGAAGGUCCUGACCACGCGCCGCGGUUCAAGGCUACCGUCAACUUCAAUGGCGACACGUUCGAGAGCCCUAACUACUGCUCCACGCUUCGCCAGGCUGAGCACUCUGCUGCCGAGGUUGCGCUCCAUGCUCUAGCCAACGGUGGUCCUUCCCAAUCACUUGCUGCGAAGGUCCUGGAUGAAACAGGUGUAUACAAAAAUCUCUUGCAAGAAGUUUCUCAAAGGGUGGCAGCGCCAUUGCCUGCAUACACAACAUACAGAUCAGGUCUAAAAGGACAUCUACCUCUCUUCAGAUGUACAGUGGUGUUGGCAGGGGUUACCUUUACGGGUGAACCAGCCAAAAAUAAGAAACAGGCUGAAAAGAAUGCAGCCAUGUCAGCUUGGUCAUCCCUAAAAUUAUUGGAACAGCAGCAGUCAGAGAACUCAAAAUUGAAUUCACCUGAUAAGGGGGGAAUAAGGAUAGAAGAACAAGAGCAUGUUACUGUAGCACGGGCUUUCCAAAUAUAUCUGAUUAGAUCUAGAGUAGCUGGAUUGCCAUUUCCAAUCAGUUACCAGAGCACCUCAAAUCCCUCAAGGCCAUCAACAAGUACACAACAACAACCUCUGGCUGCUACAUCAUCAAAGAUACUACCCCUAAUCCGCCCAAGAACACAUCUCGGUAUAAAACCCCUGGUCCAAACUAGACCACCUUUGAAUCCACCAUCACCAAUUAUUAUCCAACCAGUACAAUCUUUUUCUGUCGGUGCCCCACCUUACAUCCCUGUCCGGCAUUUGACACCACUGCAUCAUAGAAUUGCGCCUCCUGUGACUGUAAGGAGUGCGAUCCCAGUUUUUUCUGCACCACCACGCCGACCACCUUCUCAGCCACCAUAUAUGUAUGUUAGACAAGGUGUUGUGCCAGUGUACCCUUCUCUCCCAGAAAUACAGCCCUUUGUAAAGGAGCCACAUCCAUCUAAAGCACCACUGGUUGGGGUUAAGGAAAAACGAGACACUAAAUUAAAUCCCGAACCCCCAGAAAAAUCUGCUCCAACGAUAUCAACUGACCUUUGAACCACAAACCUAAUGGCUCCACCAGAGAAUUGACUGCCGUUGCUGAUAAGCAACAAGAGUCUUUGGAAAUGAAGAAUAUGAAGAAACUUAGUAUAUACGUAGUAUGAUGCAACGGCAGCCAGGGACCAGGGGUUAUCACAUAUGAAGAAACUUAGUCUUUGGAAAUGAAGAAUAUGAACUAUGAAGAAACUUAGUAUAUACGUAGUAUGAUGCUUCAUAACAGUCAGCCAGGGACCAGGGGUUAUCACAUUUUCUAGCCUUUUGUAAUGCAUCCCCACAUGCUCUACAGAUAAAUGAUUUAUUUAGGUGGUAAUAUUUUAUUGCUAUCCAUUUUCUAGCCUUUUGUAAUGCAUCCCCACAUGCUCUACAGAUAAAUGAUUUAUUUAGGUGGUAAUAUUUUAUUGCUAUCCAUGUGUUCUUUUAUACUACAUCUGUUCCAAAAGGUUCUUUCCAUUUUCUUUUUUG